AUGACUGGAAGCGUUAUUGAAACGAGUGCAGCCAACGGGGCGAACGGCUACCACCGCUUGACUCACCGAUUUGCGAUGGAUCAACAGCAGCAAGGUCAAUCGAUGGACGCGAGAUCAAUCGCCUCAUCGAUGAACUCGUCAAGACCAUUCUCCCCAUUUGAGCCCAAGGCUAGCACUUUGGAUUCGCCGUUGCAUCGAUCUGCGACAACCAGCCGAAUGCUAACCCCAACACCGCCACGAGCUUUUGGAGGCACUAUUUAUAUGAUGAAAGACGAGCACGAAAGAGAAAGACAACGAUGGCAAACGAGGAUGGAAGAGAUCGAGGAGAGGCUGGCACUGUCGGAGACGCUCAACUCUGACAUGAACAAUAUCAAAGCAGAUUUGAACAAGAAAAUCGUCGAAUUGGAAAAAACACAAAAACCGAUCGGCGAUCAGAAUCGAAAGUUGGCGGAACGAAACAAAAACCUCUCGCAUGAACAAAAGCGAAUCGAAAAAGAGAUGGCUGAGAUGAAAGACGCGUUGAUCACCAUUCGUGACUCGCACGAUCGGUUGAUCAAAGAGAACGCUCAUUUACGAGAGAAACGCGUGUUCCCACAAGAGAAAAUGGACGAGCUGGAGCGAUUGAGGACACAGAUCUUGGAGCACUCGAAAUGCAUCACCGCGUUGCGACAGAGUGGAUUGGAAAAAGACCGCCGCUACGAUGUGAUGGUCCAAAAAUUCAAACGACUCAAGAAAUGCAUCCGAAAAACGUCCGAAGAACCCGGUGACGACAAUCGGAGCACUGUGGAGUCUACAUGUUCUGAGGAAAGCUCACUGUCGUUGGACCCGAUUUUGGAGGACUUUGAAGAGUGUCUCCGUGAGGACGUGGACGCGUCUUUCCGGCAAUUGUUUCGAGAAAACGAGGAGUUGCAGAGUGCACUUCAACAAUUGAAGGAAAGCGCACCGACACUUGAUGAAGUGGAAAUGUUGAGAAAACAACUCUCUUUGGCCCACUCAACAGUCGCCCAACAGCAAAUUCAACUGAACGGACAGCAGGAACAAAUUGGUAUGCUUGCAACGAUGCAGGAGAAGCUUGGGCGACAACACGAGAAAAUUCGGCAGCUAGAGGAGUGUGUCGAGAAUUUGAGAGCCGAGCUGAUCGCCUCGCGCGAGCAAAACGAGCUCAUCGAGUUCCAGAUGCUCGAGAAAUCGACAGAAAUGGAGGUUUUACAGGAGUCAAUGCUUGAAGGCAGCGUUGCCGAAGAGGCCUUUGAAGAGACUCAAGAGGCCACAGGGAGCAAUUUGAAUCAAAAACAAGUGAAAGAGCUCAAGGAGAGAUUGAAAGAUUUGAAAAACUCGAAAUCCCUUCCGUUAGCUGAUCGACAAUCCGUGGUGAAUCUGCUGGCGUAUAUGGAGAAUUUGGAAGAGGCUUUCCAAGCAACCACGGCUCAGUCACGCGAUUGGGGCAAACGGGAGGAGGAUUACGUGGAUCGAAUCCACCGAUUGCAGGAAGAAGUCGACUCGUCAAACCAAAAAUGGAAACAAGCGUUUCGGCUAGAGAUUCAACUGUCAGAGAUGAAGCAGACCACUCUUGAAUUGGAGAGAGCUAAAGAUGGGCACCUAAAAGAUAUCGAGAAGCUGAAAAUCGUUCUGCAACAAAAGGAGGACCUCUUGGCGAAGAAAGGAGCGCAAAAUGAGAAUGAUGAGGAGAAGGAAACGCUUCGUGAGGAAGUCGCUCGCCUUGAGGCCGAAGUAAAACGGCUAAAAGACGCGGAAAGACCGACGAUGAAAACGGAUUUGGAGAGAAGAUAUGAAGAGACAAAGUACAGGCUGGCGAGCACUCUAGAGAAGUGCCAUCAGUACGAGAUCUUCAUCGAAGCGGCCAAGAAACGCGAAUCGAAGGGAAUCGUCGAGAGUUUGCAAGAGGAGAUUCUCGAGAUCAAAACCUACAAUGAGCAUUUGGAGCGGCAAUUCCAAGCUCAAAGCGACAUCAUCGAGACACUAAAGCAGAAAAUUAUCCAGAAACACGUUGUGACUUCCAAUUCAACUCACAAAAUGAUCAUCGGCAAGAAAAGCAUCACAUUUAGCGCAAUGUUGCCCGUCACGCUCGCAGCGAUUCUC
Messenger RNA from Mesorhabditis belari, 2100 nucleotides. The record is from the annotation of a GenBank genome assembly. NCBI's taxonomy places the organism in Eukaryota, Metazoa, Nematoda, Chromadorea, Rhabditida, Rhabditidae.